Linum tenue is the source of this 1227-nucleotide messenger RNA. The record is from the annotation of a GenBank genome assembly. Lineage: Eukaryota; Viridiplantae; Streptophyta; Magnoliopsida; Malpighiales; Linaceae.
AUGAUUGUUUGGGUUCAGCUCCCUGCUCUGAAAAUCCACUUCUAUCACAAGGAGGUAAUUACUAUGCUGGGGAACCUCAUUGGCCGAACAAUUAAGCUGGAUUAUCAUACGUUAACCCAGCAACGAGCUAAGUUCGCUCGGGUAGCGGUCGAAGUUGAUAUCUCCAAAGCUCUGGUUCCCCGAAUUUGGCUGGACGACGAGUGGCAAACGGUUGAAUACGAGAACCUUCCUGAGGUUUGUUUCGACUGUGGGAGGAUCGGACACAAUAAGGGAACAUGCCCUCAGAACAAAACUCAAGAAACACCAUCUCAAGGUAACGUCGCCGGAGGUUCGCCGCCGGGCAGUCAGACACAAACAACAGAAGAGUCCAAUCCGGGCUUUGGACCGUGGAUGCUGGUAUCAAGGAAAUCACGGCGGAAAUCGGGGGAUGGGCACAGGAAAGGAAAGGAGGAACAUGAUACAGGGAAUCAAAUAAUAAUUGCCAAGAAUAGGAACCACGAAGCCGUCGGCAAGGAGGUAACUCAGCCGCCAUCUCCGUCAACAACCCCAAACGGCCCUCAACCCCAACGGGAAUCAACACAAGAAAGGAAAGUGGUUUUUGGGAAUAAAAGUGGAGCGGACAUGCAUAAAGGGAAAGGGAAAGCGAGCAAGGAGAGUACAGGGAAAGGGAAGGGCCUCCUUGGGCCUGGGCGCAAAGCAGGGGAUACAGUCAAAGGGCAAAUGCCAAUGCCUUUGAGUGGGGCCUCAUCUUCAAGCAGUCGGCCGGAUCCUGCCUCCUGUCAGCCACUUGGCCAAAAAAAUUCGGACUUGACGGUUGGGCCUGCUCCUCUUAGCGUGGUCAACGACAUGCCCGAGCCCCCUUCUUUCAAGACUAUUAUGGGCCCUAAUGGAACUUUGAUGCAGAUAAUUGAGAGCCCACAUUCAGCAAGAGACAUCGGUGACACAAUCCCAUCUCUGACUGCAAGAACGAAACGCAGCAAGGGGAAGAAAGUGCAAGGAAAGAAAUCGCCGUCCAAAUUGAAUCCGAUGAAGCCGCUCCAAAUUUGGUCUCCGAUCAAGGAUAGGAAACCCAAAUCCAAGUCGCGCAUGGCGUCGCUGACCUUGCAGGAGAUUAGCGCUUGGACGGAGGCGGCGAAAAGACCGGCGAACGACGGUGGGGAGAAGGAGAAGACUGGGUCGGAGGGACAUAUACAGGUUGAGGUUGAGAGCGAUGAAGCUCGCACUUAA